Neltuma alba is the source of this 2145-nucleotide messenger RNA. RefSeq names its product transcription factor bHLH3-like. Bases 384 to 1883 code for a protein of 499 amino acids. Gene Ontology annotation, molecular function: transcription cis-regulatory region binding; DNA-binding transcription factor activity; protein dimerization activity. Gene Ontology annotation, biological process: regulation of DNA-templated transcription. The transcript is spliced from 2 exons. Gene Ontology annotation, cellular component: nucleus. The record is from RefSeq and is a predicted model, not a curated record. NCBI's taxonomy places the organism in Eukaryota, Viridiplantae, Streptophyta, Magnoliopsida, Fabales, Fabaceae.
CGAGCAUCCUCGGUAGUCGCUCGCCCCCUGCUCCUCCUCACAUCGCCGCUCUCCCACGCUUUUCCCCACAUCGCUGCCUUCGUGCUCGCCUAACCUGUUCGUGCCCUCGGCUCCUCCGUGCCGCGCUGUGUCUGGCUUUGUGUCUCAACCUCUCGUGGCGCCGCCGGCCAGAUCCGUGCUCAUCUCCGCUCAGAUCCGCAUCCUUGUGAGGUUUAAUGAAGAGGCUUGCGAUCUGCAUCUAGGUUUAUGCAUCAGUUUCAUGCCUCUUAUUGUUGUAGUUUAUUGAACUUUCGACUUUCCUGACAUGUUUAGUGAAUAUAUUCUUUAGUCUUGAGUCUAAGAUUUAUGAGACAUUAAUUGGGGUUUGAGGAUAAGAAAUAAAGAUGGCUGAUAAAUUAUGCCUGAACGAAGAAGAAAAGGCUAUGUUCGAAUCUGUGUUGGGUGCAGCAGCCACUGCGUUCUUUGUUUCGGCCGUUUCCAAUAAUGUUUUCUCCGACCUAAUUGUUCCAUCUGGAGGUGAGUUGGGUCUCCAUUCCAGGUUGUCCCAGAUUGUUGAAGUGUCCAAAUGUACCUAUGCCAUCUUUUGGCAGGUGGUGGGCUUGAAAUCUGGUGGCUCUGCGUUGGUCUGGGGUGAUGGAUUUUGUCGGGAUCCUAAAGGGGGUGAUCUGAAUGGAGCUGGCAAAGAGAAGGAGGAGGUGAAAGGCCGAGUGUUGCAGAAGCUUCGCACCUGCUUUGGUGGGCCAAAAGAGUCUGAUUCUGCAAGAUUGGAUAGGAUCUCAGAUAUGGAUAUGUUUUACUCAACUUCAAUGUAUUAUACAUUUGGUUUUGAUUCGCGAUAUGGCCCUGGAAGUUCCUUCAAGUCUGGUAAACCAAUUUGGGCUUGGGACUUUUCUCAUUGUUUAAACCAAUACGAAUCGAGAUCGUUUUUGGCAAACUUGGCUGGUUUUCAAACAGUUGCUUUUAUACCUCUGAAGUCUGGGGUUGUUGAACUUGGUUCAAAGGAAGUGAUGCCUGAAGAUUUUAAUAUUUUGGAGAUGGUCAGAACAGCCUUCGGAGAACCUAAUUCUGGACAGGCAAAGGUGUAUCCCAAGAUUUUUGGGCGUGAGCUAAGCCUUGGGGAUGCAAAAUCUCAGUCCAUAACUAUCAGUUUCUCCCCCAAGGUGGAAGAUGAUUCUGGUUUCACUUCAGACUCUUGUGAGGUACAAGCACUGGGGACUAAACAUGUUUUUGGGAAUUCUUCCAAUGGAAACAUCGCCGAUAGUAGUGAAGCAAAAUUGUUCCCACAACUGAAUCAAAUGAUUGGUGGGAAUUUCAAUGCUCAAGCAAGGGUUUCCUGUCUGGACCUUGGUAAUGAAGACUUGUCACAUCAUCCAGAUGAACGGAAGCCCAGAAAAAGAGGGCGGAAGCCUGCCAAUGGUAGAGAGGAACCCCUAAAUCAUGUUGAAGCAGAGAGACAGAGACGGGAGAAACUUAACCAGAGGUUUUAUGCCUUAAGAUCUGUUGUUCCUAACAUAUCCAAAAUGGACAAGGCAUCUCUGCUCGGUGAUGCCAUUACCUACAUCACUGAUCUGCAGAUGAAGAUCAAGGUGUUGGAAGCAGAGAAGGGUUUGUUGAACAACAAGGAUAAGCAGCUGCCAUUGCCAGAUAUUGAUUUUCAGGCCAGACAGGACGAUGCUGUUUUGAGCGUGAGCUGUCCAUUGGAUACCCAUCCUGUUUCUGGGAUUGUUAAGACUUUUAGAGAGCAUCAAAUUAUACCUCAAGAAUCCAAUGUUUCAACUGCUGAUGAUAAGGUCAUUCACACAUUCUCCAUAAAAACUCAUGGCGGGGAGAAUGCUGCUGUACAGUUGAAGGAGAAGCUCGAAGCCUCCCUGUUCAAAGACUGAGCGAUGUCAUAUUUUCACCGAGCUACUUAAUGCAAACCACGCUAAAAUAUUGUAUGCUUUGUCUUGUAGUCUGAUAUAAUAUUAGCAUAUUUUUAGCCAACAUUGUUAACUGUUACCUAAAGUUAACGUGGGGCGGGGAACUCUCUGCACUCCACUAUGUGAGAACUAUGAGUAGUCCAUCUGUGGUCUCAAUUAUGUAGAUUUGAUAUAUAGAAGAAUGAAUGCAUAGUACGAAUUAAGAUUGGCAGGCAGAAUUUGAAGC